AUGGAAGGCGUGAGGGGCUAUGCAGACUCCGGAAAGUUCAAUAUAGCCCUCUAUGGCAGAGUAGUUGAGGCGCUUCUGGGCACCAAUGCCUCGGCAGAUGCACUGAGCUACCUGAUCACGGCUUUCCUACCCUACUCGGAUGUCAGGUUCUACACCCUCAGGUCAGUGGCAAAGCUUGCGGAGGACAGCGCGAGUGGGAUGGCAACCACAAUGGAAGACACUGAGGAUGGAGAGACUGCCUUGGCACAGCGCUUGCUGUUGGGGAACAUUGCAGGGCCUUCUCACAAGGUGGCUGCACUGGAUUUGGCUCGCUCUGCAUAUGAUGUGCUGGCCAACAUCCAUCCAGGGGCUGAGGUAGAUGCACAGCACUCCUGGUCCGGAGCAGAUGCAGCAGCUGCCAAGGGGCAGUCAGAGAAUGCGCAGAAGCGGCGCAAGCGCAAACGGCUGGAGGGCGAGGAGGGAACGGUGAAUGGAGGCAAUGGCGCCAAGCCUGUGAAGUGGGCCAGCCACGUUCUGCAGAGGCGUGCCUGGUCCAAGGCCUGGCUGGCGCUGCUGCGCCUCCCUCUGCCACAAGACAUCCUGAAGAAGGCAAGAAUUCUCUUUUUCCAGGAUGCCAUGUGUCUCGGUAGGGUCGUGCUGGUGAAGAUGCAUGGCGACAUCAUGCCCCACCUGACCAACCCGCACCUUCUGACUGACUUCCUGAGCGCCACGCUGGACAUUGGUGGCCUGCACGGCAUCCUGGCGCUGCACGGCAUCUUCACUCUGGUUACUAAGCAUGGCCUGGAGUACCCCAAUUUCUACCGCCGCCUGUACAACCUGCUCACGCCUGCGGCCCUCAUGGCAAAGCAGCGUGUGCGGUUCUUCCAGCUCGCAGACGUGUUCCUGUCCUCGGGCAUGGUGCCCGCCUACACUGCUGCCGCCUUCGCCAAGCGCUUUGCCAGGCUGGCGCUGAUGUCAUCGCCAGCAGGCGCCAUGAUCGCCAUCGCGUUUGUGCACAACCUGCUCCGGAGGCAUCCCUCCUGCAACGUUCUGCUGCACAAGCCUCAGUCGCCUGCUGCCGCGCCAGCCGCAACAUCCGCUGCUCAGGCUGCCUCUGGCGCUGCAGCCAGUGUCAAUGGGACAGCAGAAGCAAUUUCACAGAACGGGCAUGCUAAUGGUGGAUUUGAGUCAGCUCCAAACGGUCAGCCCGACGCAAGCGUGCAGCGCGUGAGCAGUGCACUUGAGCGGGAGUCAGGGCAGGACCCCUAUGAAUUUGGGGAGGAGGACCCAGCAGAGAGCAGAGCGAUAGAGAGCUCUCUGUGGGAACUGGACAGCCUGCGCAACCACUACUGCCCCCAGGUAGCUGCUUUUGCAGCAGUGCUGGACAAGGAUUUGACUGACAGAAGGAAGACCGCUGAGGUGGACCUGGGGCCGCUGCUGACAGGAUCUUACUCAUCCCUUGUCAACACUGAGCUGGCUCGCCGGCUGAAGCAGGUUCCUGUCGCUUUCUACCCCGCCAAGCUGACUGGCCUCAUUGACGUGGCGAAGGUGGAGGGAAGCUUUCAGAUGGACAUCCCCGGUACAGUCUCAGAUCAGGCAGCUGCUCCCAGUGCGGCCGCUGGAGCAGACCUGGCAGCAGCCCCCGGUCUGGUUGCAGGGCACCUGCUCGCAGACAACGGUGAGCAGCUGCCCGGAUACCCUGCAGACCCACAGGCAGCUGCAGCUCCCGGUCAGGUGGCGGCAGCUCCGGCUGGUGCGCAGGGAGAUGCAAAAGCAGAUCUGCUGUUUGUCCAGCAGGCCACAAUGGCGCAGCUGGUGUUCGAUGACCCCGACACUGCCACCGAUCAUGCCCGCCUUCUGCUGCACGGAGUGUCGCCUUCAACAACAUGGUUUACAGACAAGCCCAUCCGGCGCGCGGGUGCAUUUGAGACGGCCUACUUUGCAUCCAGCGACACUUUUGAUGAGAAUGGCAUCUGGCUGGGGGCGCCCAACGCUGCCCUCACGGGCACCCACGAUGGGCAGCCCUAUGUUGUCAUUGUCACCCUCUACAACCCAACCUAUGACAACCAGACACACAUACUCCAGUACCACGCAAGCUUGAUGAUUAAUGAGACGGAGAAGAACAUGCGCUUGGCUGGAGGCGCAGUGUCUUUCCAGGCAAAUCAUGCCGUUGAUGAGCUUGGCGCGCUGCGCUAUGUCUCCUCAGGGCAGGAUGCAUUCACGCUGCACAAUGCGGCCCUGUUUAUUGACGACUACCUGGGUGCCUACCCCAACGGCAUCUGCCUGUCCUCCUUCGUGAGCUGCCCGUCCUACUAUGGCUUCUACCGACGAGGCUGGUGGGGCGGCGGUUACGGGCCGGGGUUCAGCAACUACAUCGGCAUCCGGCGGCUGUGCCCCAAGUGCUGGGAGAAGCGGCGCGCAGACGACAGCGACGAUGAAGUGCCGCCGCCACCUCAGCAGACACCUUCCCCCUCCCCUCCGCCCUCCAAGGACUGGGACAAGCAGAACGACUGGAAGAAGGACAAUAACAAGUGGAGCCCCUCGCCCAAGCAGGAGUGGAAAUCGGAUCAGAGCUGGAGCCCCAGCCCCAACUGGAGCCCCAGCCCCAGUUGGAGCCCUUCGCCCAAGCAGGAUUGGAGUCCCAGCCCAGCCUGGAGUCCGUCACCAAAACAGGACUGGAGCCCUUCACCGCAGCAGCAGUGGAGCCCCAGCCCAAGUGCGCGCCCGCCCAGACCACAGCCCAUCGCCGCAGCAGCAGUGGAGUCCCUCGCCUUCCCCAGCCCAGAGCCAGUCCAGCCCCAGCCCGCCUCCGAGCACGGGGGGCGCCUAUCACUGCACGGGAUGCUCACAGGGCGACGGCAAGUUCUUCUGUCAGAAGUGCGAAUACUGGUAGGCGCGGGUUGAGGCAUGUGCCAAGUGAUUCAUGCCUCUCAAUUUUGCUGGGAUUUGAUCUGAAGAAUACUCAAGCUUGUAUCAAGAUGUCUCGUUGAACGCAUUAAGAAGACACCGCUGAUGUUGCAGAGAGCUUGUAGAUAUGACGCAACGCCAGUCAAAGGCAUUGACAUAUAAUUUGCAGGUGUGAGGGCCUGUGUAUUGAUCCAUACUUUGCUCUGACAUUGCUGACUGCCUGUGACCAUCAUUCAAGAUACUAAGAACCGCAGAUCGUGUCCUUCUUAUCUGGCAGCUGUGUUGCAAGUGAAAGUCAAAGUGGCAUUUGGCCUGUACUUGCAUGCACCAUAUGCAUCCUACCCGGUAUUGCAGCUGGCGCAAUUUGACCCCUGAUGGCCCCAAGCAGCAAUGAAGAUUGCAACUUCCAGAUUGCCUUGGGAGAAUGGCACUGCUGGACGAUCUUGGUGCCGUCAUAAUAAGGGAAAAUAUAAUGACCAGUGAUCACUGGCAGUGGAGUCAAAAAAUGGUGCAUGUAAACAAUAUUGC
Messenger RNA from Coccomyxa subellipsoidea C-169, 3414 nucleotides. RefSeq names its product CBF-domain-containing protein. The record is from RefSeq and is a predicted model, not a curated record. NCBI's taxonomy places the organism in Eukaryota, Viridiplantae, Chlorophyta, Trebouxiophyceae, Coccomyxaceae. Bases 1 to 2883 code for a protein of 960 amino acids. The transcript has 16 exons. Gene Ontology annotation, biological process: ribosome biogenesis. Gene Ontology annotation, cellular component: small-subunit processome; nucleolus; Noc4p-Nop14p complex.